AUGGGAAGAGCACCAUGUUGUGAGAAAAUGGGGGUAAAGAGAGGACCAUGGACUCCAGAAGAAGAUCAAAUCUUGAUCAACUAUAUUCAUCUCUAUGGUCAUUCUAACUGGCGAGCGCUUCCCAAACACGCAGGUUUACUUAGAUGUGGGAAAAGUUGCAGACUACGUUGGAUCAAUUAUCUGAGACCAGACAUCAAACGUGGUAAUUUCACUUCUCAAGAAGAACAAACUAUCAUCAAUCUACAUGAGGUCUUGGGCAACAGAUGGUCUGCGAUUGCUGCAAAGUUGCCAGGACGAACCGACAAUGAAAUAAAAAAUGUUUGGCACACUCAUUUGAAGAAAAGACUAAUCAAAAAUAAAAACAAUGGCGGAGUCACCAAAGAAAUUAACAGAACUAACGAGACCACACGUGAAGACAAAGAAUCUGUGAUUAUCGAGACAACCUCUACGCAACAGUUAACAACACCUGAGAUUUCAAAUAAUAACAAGGCGGACGAUCUGAUGUCGUACAAGGAUAUCUCUGCAUUGGUUGAUGAGAGUUUUUGGACGGACGUCGUAUCGGUAGGUAAUAAGAAUGAUAUAGAGAAAAUGAUAGAGGACUGGGAGGGAAUGCUAGAUAGGAAUAGUAAAAUAUAUAGUUAUAAUAACUCGAAGUUGUAUAAUGAUGAUAUGGAGUCUUGGUUUGAGCUUUUCACUAGUAAUCGUGGGGUUGAGGAAUUUUACGACACACCCGAGUUCUGAUUUUAACUUUUUGUUGUUUGUGUCGUUAAGACUUGGAAGAGUCUUUUUGUAAACCAAAUGAAUAUUUCCUCUAUACCCGUCUUUGAGUUAUAU
Messenger RNA from Eruca vesicaria subsp. sativa (arugula), 834 nucleotides. NCBI's taxonomy places the organism in Eukaryota, Viridiplantae, Streptophyta, Magnoliopsida, Brassicales, Brassicaceae. The record is from the annotation of a GenBank genome assembly.